This is a messenger RNA of Carassius gibelio (silver crucian carp), 1364 nucleotides long. Its product is annotated as hemicentin-2-like. The coding region runs from base 1 to 1356 and encodes 451 amino acids. NCBI's taxonomy places the organism in Eukaryota, Metazoa, Chordata, Actinopteri, Cypriniformes, Cyprinidae. The transcript is spliced from 6 exons. The record is from RefSeq and is a predicted model, not a curated record.
AUGGGGCCUGGUGUGUUUGGUGAGACAGUGUCAGUGUUGGAGGGAGAUUCUGUCACACUAAACACUGAUCUUACUGAAAUACUUGAAGACGAUGACAUACUGUGGAAAUUUGGAGCUGAAAUGUCUCUCAUAGCUGAAAUCAGUCGGGAGAAACAAAUCUUUUACAAAUAUGAUAAUGUUCCUGAUGGGAUAUUCAGAGACAGACUGAAGCUGGACAAUCAAACUGGAUCUCUGACCAUCAUGAACAUCACAACUCAACAUGCUGGACUCUAUGAACUACAGAUAAGUGGAGCAAAACUGACAUCAAAAACAUUCAGUGUUUCUGUCUAUGCACAUCUGCCUGUUCCUAACAUUACCAGAGACUGUUCUUCAUCAUCAUCAUCUUCAGCAUCAUCCUAUUGUUCAUUGUUGUGCUCAGUGGUGAAUUUGAGUCAUGUGACUCUCUCCUGGUACAAAGGAAACAGUUUAUUGUCCAGCAUCAGUGUGUCUGAUCUCAGCAUCAGUCUCUCUCUACCUCUGGAGGUGGAAUAUCAGGAGAAAAACAGCUACAGCUGUGUGAUCAACAAUCCCAUCAGCAACCAGACCACACAUCUGGACAUUAGUCAACUCUGUCACACAUGUUCAGGUGUAUUUGAGGUGUCAUUGAUAAAGGGAGAUUCUGUCACUCUGAGCACUGAUGUUACUGAAAUACCUGAAAACAAUGACAUACUGUGGACAUUUGGAGUUGGUAGUUCUCUCAUAGCUGAAAUCAGAAGAGAGAAACAAAUCUUCUCAAUGUAUGAUGUUCCUGAUGGGAUAUUCAGAGAUAGACUGAAGCUGGACUAUCAAACUGGAUCUCUGACCAUCACAAACAUCACAACUCAACACACUGGAGUCUAUGAACUACAAAUAAGUGGAGCAAAACUGGCAUCAAAAACAUUCAGUGUUUCUGUCUAUGGUCGUCUGUCUGUUCCUAACAUUACCAGAGACUGCUCUUCUUCAUCAUCAUCAUCUUGUUCACUGGUGUGUUCAGUGGUGAAUGUGGGUCAUGUGACUCUCACCUGGUACAAAAGAAACAGUUUAUUGUCCAGCAUCAGUGUGUCUGAUCUCAGCAUCAGUCUAUCUCUACCUCUGGAGGUGGAAUAUCAGGAUAGAAACAGCUACAGCUGUGUGAUCAACAAUCCCAUCAGCCACCAGACCAGAAAUCUGGAAAUCAGCAAACUCUGUCAGCCAUGUGCAGACUCAGAUUCUUUGACAGUGUUGAUCUCUGUUGCUGUUGCUGAAUUUCUGUUGAUUUUUGCUGGAUUUGGGAUCUUCUGCAUCUGCUGGAAAUGUAGAAAAGCUGAUGAAGAAGGCAAGUGUCUCCUAUUCAUUUGAAUCAACUC